GUUCCCAAAGACUUUGGGUGCCCCCGUCUCAGGAUCUUCACUUUGAGCUUGUGCAUCACCAUAUGUUCACCCGCUACCUCUUAAGGCAAAAUUAAUUCGCUGAAAAAUUAACAUCAUGGCAAUCGGGUUUCUGAUUUGGGCUCUGAUCACAGCUCUCUCAGCCUUUACUUUGAAGUUAGCUUUCAGCAUAAUCAGUGGUAUAAGGAACAGAAACAGAGCCGUGGGGUUCUUCCAUCCGUACACCAACGAUGGCGGCGGCGGAGAGCGAGUGCUGUGGUGCGCCGUCAAAGCCAUCCAAGAGGAAAUCCCUGAUCUCGAUUGCGUCGUCUACACCGGCGACCACGACGCCUCGCCUCAGAGCUUGACGGCCCGAGCUCUCGAUCGCUUCGGGGUCAAGCUGCUCUUCCCACCCAAGGUGGUGCAUCUGUAUAAAAGGAAGUGGAUUGAAGAAACCACUUACCCUCACUUCACAAUGAUUGGUCAAAGUCUGGGUUCAGUCUAUCUCUCAUGGGAAGCUUUGUGCAAAUUUACCCCCUUAUAUUAUUUUGACACCAGCGGAUAUGCUUUUACGUAUCCGCUUGCCCGGAUAUUUGGGUGCAAAGUUGUCUGCUACACACAUUACCCUACUAUCAGUUUAGACAUGAUAUCUCGUGUUCGCGAUAGGAGCUCGAUGUAUAACAACGAUGCCUUGAUUGCUCAGAGCAUUUGGCUAUCCCGGUGCAAAAUCAUCUAUUACACAAUCUUUAGCUGGAUGUAUGGGUUUGCAGGCUCUUGUGCACACCUUGCAAUGGUCAACUCUUCAUGGACUGAGUCUCAUAUUGAAAAGCUUUGGAGAAUUUCUAACCGAACUAAGCGAGUGUAUCCUCCUUGUGAUACUUCAGGACUCCAGGUUCUUCCUUUGGAUAGACCAUCUAAAACUCCAAUAAUUAUAUCUGUUGCUCAAUUUCGUCCAGAGAAGGCACACACUCUCCAACUUGAGGCCUUUUCAGUCGCCCUUAAAAAGUUAGAUGCAGACUUGCCUAGACCAAAGCUUCAGUUUGUGGGUAGUUGUCGAAACAAAUCAGAUGAGGAAAGGCUGCAAAAUUUGGAAAAUAGAGCUAUUGAACUGAAGGUGGAUGGGGACGUGGAAUUCUAUAAGAAUCUGAUGUACAGGGACUUGGUGAGACUUUUGGCUGGUGCUGUUGCAGGAAUCCACUCCAUGACAGAUGAACAUUUUGGCAUUAGCGUCGUAGAGUAUAUGGCUGCAGGCGCAAUCCCAAUUGCUCAUAAUUCUGCUGGACCAAAAAUGGACAUCGUCUUAGAAGAAGAUGGACAACAAACAGGAUUUCUUGCUCGCAGUGUGGAAGAAUAUGCAGAUGCCAUCCUGAAAAUUAUAAGGAUGCCUGAAACUGAGAGGCUCCAGAUGGCUGCCGCUGCAAGGAGACGGGCAGGCAGAUUUUCUGAGCAAAGAUUUUAUGAAGAUUUCAAAGCCGCGAUCCGACCUAUUCUAUGCCAUGGUUCCAAAUGAUGGACUAAUAACACAUACAGCUUUUUACUUGUAACUCAGUCCAGUGGACAUCUUUCGCCUUUGCCCAUUUAGUUGUAACUUGUAACCCUAAUUGAAAGGUGGAUGAAGUUUUUUGUUGUCAAAAUGGCUGACGACAUUUUUGAUCUCCAAUAUAGUUGAAUGGAUCUCAAUUAUAAUUGAUCUCCACUAUGGCCUCAUGGUUUUAAUGGCCUGUGACCUUUGUUAGUUACAUUAAAAAAAAAGUUAAAUUCUUUUUUAUCUAUCUAUAAAAUAGUUUUCCUGAUUA
Corylus avellana is the source of this 1793-nucleotide messenger RNA. RefSeq names its product UDP-Glycosyltransferase superfamily protein (gene LEW3). The record is from RefSeq and is a predicted model, not a curated record. Gene Ontology annotation, biological process: protein N-linked glycosylation; dolichol-linked oligosaccharide biosynthetic process. Lineage: Eukaryota; Viridiplantae; Streptophyta; Magnoliopsida; Fagales; Betulaceae. Gene Ontology annotation, molecular function: GDP-Man:Man(3)GlcNAc(2)-PP-Dol alpha-1,2-mannosyltransferase activity. Gene Ontology annotation, cellular component: endoplasmic reticulum membrane.